This is a messenger RNA of Geodia barretti, 1860 nucleotides long. The record is from the annotation of a GenBank genome assembly. Lineage: Eukaryota; Metazoa; Porifera; Demospongiae; Tetractinellida; Geodiidae.
AUGUACAUCGGCGAUACCGACGACGGCUCCGGCCUGCACCGCAUGGUGUACGAGACCGUCGACAACGCCGUGGACGAGGCGCUGGCGGGCUAUUGCGAGCAUAUUCAUGUGGUGCUGUGCGCCGACGGAUCGGCCUCCGUCAGCGACGACGGGCGCGGGAUUCCCACCGAUAUCCACGAGGAGGAGGGCGUCUCCGCCGCCGAGGUCAUCAUGACCAAGCUUCAUGCCGGCGGAAAGUUCGACCAGAACACCUACAAGGUCUCUGGCGGGCUCCACGGUGUCGGCGUUUCGGUGGUGAACGCGCUUUCGGAGUGGCUGGAGCUCCGUAUCCGCCGAGAUGGCAAGGAAUACGCCAUGCGCUUCGCCGGCGGUGAGCCCGAGGCGCCGCUCCGCGUCACGGGCGAGACCGCCGAGCGCUCGGGCACGCGCGUGACCUUCCUGCCGUCAAGCCAGAUUUUUUCGCAAAUCGAGUUCAAUUUCGACGAGCUGGAGCACCGGCUGCGCGAGCUCGCCUUCCUCAACGCCGGCCUGCACAUCACACUCAGGGACGAGCGCGCAGCCGAGCCCCGGGUCACGGAAUUCUACUACGAGGGCGGCAUCGAGGCGUUCGUCGGCUACCUCGACCGCGCAAAGCAGUCGCUGGUCGGCGACGCCAUCAUGAUCCAGGACCGCCGGGGCGACAUCAUCGUCGACGCCGCGUUGCAGUGGAACGACAGCUAUCAUGAGACGGUACUCUGCUUCACCAACAACAUCCGCCAGUCCGAUGGCGGCAGCCACCUCGCGGGCCUUCGUGCGGCGCUGACCCGCGCCGUCAACGGCUAUGCCACCCGAAGCGGCAUUGCCAAGCGGGAGAAGGUGUCGAUCACCGGCGAUGAUGCCCGUGAGGGGCUCACCUGCAUCCUUUCGGUCAAGGUGCCCGACCCGAAAUUCUCCUCCCAGACCAAAGAGAAGCUGGUCAGCUCCGAGGUCCGGCCGGUGGUGGAGGGGGUCGUCAGCGAGGGUCUCGGCCAGUGGCUGGAAGAGCAUCCGACGGAGGCCAAGUCCGUUGUCGCCAAGGCGGUCGAGGCGGCAGCGGCGCGCGAGGCGGCCCGCCGCGCCCGCGACCUCACGCGCCGCAAGAGCGCGCUCGAGGUCACGAGCCUACCGGGCAAGCUCGCCGAUUGUCAGGAACGCGACCCGAGCCGCUGCGAGCUCUUCCUCGUCGAGGGCGAUUCAGCCGGGGGCUCGGCCAAGCAGGCGCGCAAUCGCCGCAACCAGGCGGUGCUGCCGCUGCGCGGCAAGAUCCUCAAUGUCGAGCGGGCGAGGCUCGACAAGAUGCUGAGAUCGGCCGAGAUCGGCACCAUCAUCACCGCGCUCGGCACCGGCAUCGGCUCUGAGGAUUUCGAUCUGGCGAAGCUCCGCUAUCACCGGAUCAUCAUAAUGACCGACGCUGACGUUGACGGCUCGCACAUCCGCACGCUGCUGCUCACCUUCUUCUACCGCAACAUGGAGGCGUUGAUCCGCGCGGGCCAUCUCUACAUCGCCCAGCCCCCGCUCUACCGUGUCUACAGCCACCCUGUCGUGAUGCGGCGCAAGGAGAGCGAGACCGAGGUCAACUCGCCGAGCGCGCUGCUGGAGGCCAUCUAUGCGGCCGGGCGCAAGGGGCUCACGAUCCAGCGUUACAAGGGCCUCGGCGAGAUGAACCCCGAACAGCUGUGGGAGACCACGCUGGACCCCGAGGUGCGGACCUUGCGGCUGGUGGAGAUCAAACAGGCGCAGGAGGCGGAGGAGAUCUUCUCGACCCUCAUGGGCGAGGUGGUCGAGCCGCGCCGCGAGUUCAUCCAGCAGAACGCGCUUAAGGUCGUCAAUCUCGACGUCUAG